AUUUGUUCUUGUGCAAUAACAAAAGUGAAUAUAUGACAACGUUGCAUUCUCCUGCCAUUUGCUCUUUAAACUUUGAAACCUAACCUUAAAAUUAAACGUCAAAAGUUUAUUAUUAUAUCAUCAAUCAAAAUGUUCUCACAAAUUUGUAGGUAAAAUAUGUAUUAUUUUUACUAGUGUGGACAUAUAUGAAGUUUUAACAAUUUUUUGUGAAGUAUGAGGCCCCUUUCUCAAUUAAGACUAAUAACAUUCGACGUAACAGACACUUUACUUCAAUUUAAAACAUCCCCUGGCCAGCAGUAUGGAGAAAUUGGUGCCCUAUAUGGAAUAUCCUGUGAUAAAAAGGUUUUGGGCCAUAAUUUUAAAACCCAUUUUCGAAAAAUGAGUCAGGAACAUCCAAAUUUUGGACGUCAUACAGGUCUGGGAUGGGAAAAGUGGUGGCACACAGUUGUGAAAGACUCUUUUAAAGAGAGUGAUAUAAAUUGUGACAAUGAAAAAUUAGAUCAGGUAGCGAAUCAUCUAAUUGAUAUGUACAGUGGUUCAGGUGUAUGGCAAGUAGCACACGGAGCAUAUGGACUUUUAUCGUUUCUUAGAAGUAAAGGUGUCAUGCUAGGAGUAGUCUCAAAUUAUGAUCCUAGGUUAAGAAACAUUUUGAUCAACACCAGACUCAGGCACUAUUUUCAGUUUGUCCUUAUAUCCUAUCACGUAGGAUUUGAAAAACCUGAUCCUAAGAUUUUCCUUGAAGCCAUGUCUUCGGCCAAACUGGAAAAUCUAGAACCACAGGAAUGUUUACACAUAGGAGAUCAGAAAUCUUUAGAUUAUGAUGGUGCAAGGAACUGUGGGUGGCACGCCGUUUUAGUGAAUGAUAAAGAAAAGUAUCCAGAUAUAGAUAAAGAACAUGUUUUUAAAAGUUUGUUUGAUAUUCAUAAGCAUUUCAUUAAAACUUCUGGCGAAUCAUUAUCUUCUCAUACGGUAUAACUGUAUCAAUUUUAAAUUAAUUUAUCAUUGUUUUUGGUGAAGUUUAGGUUCUUAGAACAAAAAAAAAAACAGGAUGUGGCACUCCGAGAGAGUGACUUAGGAGGGGAAGUAUAGCUUUCUUAUCAUCUACGCGAUGAUUUUUAAUUUAAUUUAUUUUUAUUUAUUCAAUUUAAUUUUAUUUAAUGUUAUUUAGUUUUAUUUAAAUUUAUUUUAAUUUUAUUUUAUUUUAAUUUUGUUUAUUUAUUACUUUCAAUUACAGCGUCUCACUAUUUGAGUUUUAAAAUUUGAAGUUAUACUUUUUUAUGUUUUCAUAAUAUUAUGAAUAAAACGUGUCUCGUUUCCCCGUUAGUGAAAAUUGCGAAAAUUUUGAAACUUUGAUUAUUUUCUUCAUUUUAAAAAUACAAUUUACUAGUCUAUUCUUAAAUAAUUGACAUUUUGAAAAUUCCUCACAUUUCAUGGACACGCGCCAACUCGUAACUUUUAAUGACAAAAAUUUUCAAAUCAAAAUGUACACCGGCCAAUUCGUAACUUUCCUAUUACCUGACCUGCCAACUCGAAACUUUCUUCAGGUGAAUUCGAAACCAUUGAUUAAAUCUAAUACCUUAAAUCUAAACCGAAUAUUUCUUGGUUUGCUUAAAAACAUUAUAUAUUUGUAUUAUAUGUACCUACCUAUAAAAAAUAGCAAAAAUUGAAAUAUCUUAAUAAAAUAAUUGGAACAAUAUUAUAGUGUUUCUUUAACACGUAUUAUAAAUAUUAUUUACAUCAAGUAUAACUCUACACGAGCUUGGUUUUUAUCAAGUAAUUGUAAAUUCAAUAUUUAGAUGUUUAUCAUCAUCAUCAUCAUCAGUGGCGUUACAGCUCUUUAUGAGCCAAAGCCUUUUCCAGAACAAUCCUCCAUUCGCCCUUGUCUCUGGCAACUCUUCUCCAUGCUCUAAUUCCAAUAGAUUUCAAAUCAUUUUCUAGGUUGUCUUGGUACCUAAGUCUCGGUCUUCCUCUUGUUCGUUGUCCUAUCGGCCCUCUUCGGUCAAAAACUUUUCUGACUGGCAUCUUCCUCUCGUCUGAUUACAUUACCUAUUCAUCUAAGGCGUGCUACCUUAAUGAAUUUUACAAUGUCAGGCUCUUUAAAACUUCUAUACAACUCAAAGUUGUAACGCCUGCGCCACAAACCUUGUUCUUUUAUGCCUCCAUAUAUUCGUCUUAGUAUUUUUCGCUCGAAACGUUUGAGCAGUUCUUGUUCGUUCUGUGUAAAUGACCAAGUUUCUAAAACAUAUGUUAGCACUGGUCUUAUUAGUGUUUUAUAUAGUCAGUUUAAUUUUCUAGGCAUUUUUGAGGCUAUCUGUCUUCUUAAGCCAUAGUAACACUUAUUGGCGAGCACUAUUCUUUUAAUUUCUUCACUGACAUUGUUAUCUUUAGUUAGCAGCGAGCCUAAGUAUAUGAAGGUGUCGACACCUUCCAGUUCUAGGUCAUCAAUUAUUAUGCUUGUAGAUGUCGGGUUGCUUGACCUAGUGCAACACAUAUAUUUGGUCCUUUGAACAUUUAUAUUUAGUCCCAUUCUCUGUGCAGAUGCUAUUAACGACCGAAAUGCUUCAGUCGGAGAUUCUGUGGACCUACCUAUGAUGUCUAUCUCAUCUGCGUACCCAACAAUUUGUACUGAUUUGUUAAAGAUAGUACCAUUCGUAAUAAUCUGGGACUCUCGAAUUAUUUUUUCUAAUGCCAGGUUAAAUAAGAGACAAGAUAGUCCAUCACCCUGUCUUAGUCCAUUUUUGCAAUGGAAGGAAUAUUUAGAUGUUUAGCAAUGAUAAAUUAUUUAAAUACAUGUGAUAAAUUAAAAGCAAAGAGAUUUUCCAUAUGUUUAUUUUAAGUCUAAAAGAUUAUACCUUUAUUUAGUUACGAAUUCAUCGGUAGUUGAUUGGUUACCGAAAAAUUACCUGAGGGCCAGAGUUGCCAAUUGGCCUGUAAUUAGGAUGGGGUAUUAAAAUAGUUACGAAUUCACCGGGACCCCAUUUCAUCACUAUUAUGAUGUUUCGGUAACACUGUGAGGUUCUGAUGUCAUAAAACUUGAAUCGGGUAACCUUAAAGUUGUAUUAAAAAAGCCAUAUUAACAAUAUUUGAAUUGUCAAUAUUUUUAUUUUAUGAUUUAUUGUUAAAAAAACAAUAAAGUUGAUGAAAUGUACUCAGUUGAGGAAAAUGUAGCAAUAGUAAAGAUGUUUUAUAGAGGCAAUAGUGCGCGCACUGUUCAUUUUUAUUUAAUGUAUGAUAUCCUAAUAAAAGAAGCGUAAGAAAUAGAGUAAGAAACGAGGACGUUCGUAGUGGACGAUAUCAUCGAACGUAUUACAAGCCAAAAAUGGAGAUGGGCGGGACAUGUGGCAAGAAUGGAAGAUGACAGAUGGACAAAAAAUGCUUGAGUGGAGACCAGGGGCAGACAAGCGAAGCCGAGGAAGACCUUCAACGCGAUGGGCCGACGACCUCAAAGGAAUUGAGACCAAUUGGAUAGCAGAAGCGCAGAACAGAAAAAAAUAGAAAUAUCUGUAGAAGGCCUUUGUUCAAGAAUGGAAAAUCAGGGCUAAUUAAUGAUGAUGAUUCCAAUAGAAGAAUUGCAAGUCAUUUUUAAAAAGUUUGAACAUACUGGGACAGUGAUUUCUAAUUGUGUCUUUAUAAUCAAUCUUGUUAAGAUACCAAAAAAUUUAGAAAGUCAAAACGAAAUCAAUGUUUUAACAGUAUAUAUGCAGUCACUCGAGCACUUUGGGGACCUAUUGGGUUGUGAUUAUUAUAGGUCCUAAAAUCAAAAAAAGUUAAGUAAAGUUUUCCAUUUUAGUGGGGACUUUCCAUUUUUAAUUUAAUUUUCCAUUUUCAACAAUCGUUUUUUCCGAUUAUAGCGCCAUCUAUCCAUAAUUUGAAAAAAUGUUUCGAAUAAAAGUUGCUUAUUUUUACGUAAAUAAUCCAAAUCUUGAAUAAAAAUUUGGGGCUCCUAUUUAAGAUUUUAAAGUAACCCCCAAUCCCUUCUCCGUGGGGGCCGUGUUUGGUACCAUUCGAUAGAUUUUUCAAAAAUAUUAAUUAAGUGUAUUUUGCAGUUUUUCGAUCUAAUGUUUAUUUUGCGAAAUAUCGCGGGAUUUUUAUUUAAAAUUUUAAAUUUACCCCACACCCCUCUCCGCGGGGGGUCAUGUUUGGUAUCAUUCGAUAGAUUUUUGAAAUAUAUUCAUUUCGCGAAUUAUUCGCUUUUUUUUAAACUUUUUAACUCACCCAUUUCCUUACGCCCCUCUCAAAUCGUCAGAUUUUUGAAAUAUACACUGUUUUGCAUGUCCUUAACUUACCUUAUCUUAAUCUGACAAUUUUGAGUAUUUUUAAGGAUGGAUUUUUUUUCGCGCCCCCCUUAACGAACUCCCCUGUGUUAAGAGCUAAUAUAUGGUAGAAGUACAUCUGCAGGGCACCAGGUUUCUCCCCAUAUGAUAAUCUGACGCGCUCGAGUAACUGCAAAAAUCCCAGCUUGGGCUCCCCUACCAUAAGUUAUCGAACCAUUGCAGACCAGUUUGACAUUCAUAAUUCCACAGCCUUAAAGAUUUUGAAAAGAAAUAAACUCCGUUCGUAUACAUUUCAAUAUCACCAGAAGAGACGGAGAAGCUGAGAGACAAGAAGAAUUUUGUUAUGAAAUUUUAGGGAGGGCUAAUGCAGCCAGACAAUUAAAAAAACAUUUUGUUUAGCGAUGAAUGUACAUUUAGAUUAAAUAAUGAACCAAAUGUUCAAAAUUCUUAAAUUUGGUCGACAAGAAAGCCUGAAAAUAUUAUUGAAAACAAUACCUACCCAAUAUUGUCAAAAAAUAAAUAUUUAGUUAGGAAUAUUUAAAAAAUGCCAAAGGAUAAAAAUAAUCUAGUCAAGUGUCAUCCAUUUUUAUGAAAAUUAGUCACAUCCUGUGUAGAUCAGCGCCAGCACAUCUAAAAUAGUGUGAACUACUAAGCAAUAUCAUAGAUCAUUAGAAAAAAUAUUAGUCCUGUCGCCAGGGGGGGGGGGAGGUGGUACAAUGGCCUCCUUUAUUCAGAUGGACUUACCCAAGUUUUUUUAUGUAUUUUGACCCGUAGAACACGAAUUUUUUGGGUAACAGUUGAUUCAGAUGUCGAUAUGAUUGUUAUAAACAAAGAACUUAAGGAAUUACAUAACAGCGAUUUUUCGCAAAACAAAACAGUUUUUUGUAUUUUUUUGGGCCAUUCUAAGCAAAAAAUGUUCUUACAAAUUUCUUCGUAGGAUGCAUGGUUUUCGAGAUAAAUAGUGUUUCCCGUGCCUAAUGGAUGCGUUUUAACGCAUGCUACGUAGAAAUUGCCUGUUUGUAGGCGCACCUACUCGUUUGGUUUUAAAUCAGAGAUGCAUUGAAAACAUCAUUCAAGCACCAUUUGUUUAUAGCUGUGUUUAACAAUAAAAAAAAAUAAUUUUUAGCAAUUUAAAUAAUCAAAACCGAUAUAAUUUGACUUGAACUUUCAAAUGCGGUAAGCAGAAUUUCCAUUUUAUAUUUUAAUCAAGAGGUAUUCAGGUUCAAAAUCUGCAAUUUUUCGAUUUUUUGAAAGUUCAACCGCGUUUAUCUCGAAAUCUAUGCAUCCUACGAAAAAACUUGUAAGAACAUUUUUUGCUUAGAAUCACCCAAAAAAUACAAAAAAUGUUUUGUUUUAUAACAAUCUUAUGGACAUCCGGGUCAACUGUUACCCAAAAAAGUCGUGUUCUACGGGUCAAAAUACAUAAAAAAACUUAGGGUAUGUAAGUCCAUCUGAAUAAAGGAGGCCGUUGUACCCCCUGGCGACAGAACUAUAUGUUAAAACUCGCUUUUUAUUUACUUUAUUUAAAUUCAUUAUUCUAGUAACUCCCAAUAUAUUUGUAGGUGUAUCAUUUGUUAUAUAUUGGGUAAAAUUAAGAUAAUAAACAUUUAAUAUAAAUAUUAUGGUAGAUUUGUAUUGUUCCUUAUUCUGAUCUCUUACUAUAUUGUACUACUCAGUUUAGAUAAUGGUUGGUACAGCAUAAACACCGUUGCACGUCAUUAUCUACGUCAGAGAUCUAAGUUGACGUUCUUGCCAAAUGACAAAACAAUUCCUGAAUUCAUUUUAAAUCAAAUAUAAUUGCAGAAGUGGAUUAUAUAACAAAACAAAUUAAAAUUAAAUGUAAAUAAAUAAAAACGUUAGAAAUACAAAACAAGAAUUAAUUAAUAAUCUUACGUUAAAGUAAAUAAUAAAAACAAUAGAUAUAAUAAAACAAAUACUUAUAGUAAAUAAUAAAAGUAAAUAUGAAGUGUCAAAACCGCAACUGUCAAAAAAAGUGUUACCAAUUUAUUUCCGCAACUGUUUUAAAUUCGUUGUUGAAUGUGGCGCUAUUUGCGGAAGAUGUUACGGAACGGUCGCUAUGACAGUGAGCUCCUUUUAAUUCCGCUACCUCCGUCCAACGUAUGCUACUUUUGUGAAUUUGUCAAUAGACUUCCUGAAAGAUGGCGUCAAGUACUAUAUCAAUUAGGCAUUCCAAAUCACGUGAUAUAAUAUGGCUGCUGGAUGGCGAAACUGUCAUCCAUAGGCGUAUCCAAUGUUUAAACCACUUCAUAUUUAAUUUGCUAUCACAAUUUCACAAAUUUCGCUACACAAUUAACAAAAAAACAAAACCAAACAGGAUAUUCUUUACAAAUUUGUCAAUAUUCAAUGUAAACAUUAGAUACGCCACGACCACCCCCCUUAACUAUGUCUAUGGGCAUGUCAGUUUAGCCAUCCACCGACCACCACUGACAGUUCAUUGGAAUCCCUAAUUGAAAAAUAGCGCAGACGGUAAACAGUCUUUGACCAUGAUUAUGAAGUAAAAGACAAUUUAUUGUGCAGGGAUAAGUAGUAUAUUAUAACCUCACAUAUAACAGAAAGUGAUAGGCUGUCCCGAAUUUUAGUCCUGUCGCCAGGGGGAGGGGGUACACUUCGCGUCAUAUAAAACUGGUACACUUUUUUUUCCCAAUGUAAACCUGUGUUCAGACUGACAAUUAUUGUUUGUGAAUUACGUCGUUGUUGCCAUCACAUAUAACGGAAUUGCACUAAAUCUAAAUACAAAAAAAAUAACGUUUAAAAUGUAUAUUUCGAAUUGUAAUACAUAUAUUUAAAUUCCACACUUGUUCACUGUAAAGUUAUUCAUUUUGUAUUAAUUUCAAAUUAAAUUUUUAAUUUUUCCAGUGUAUUUUAUUUAUUCUACACAACUUAUAUGUAUAAUGCAGUUUUGUCCUACAAUUUACGAGAAACCAAUCACACCUCUCGAUUUGACAUUAAACAUAAUAAUUUAAAGUCAUGUCAAGAUUUAUUAUCUAUCAAUAUUUUUGAAUGGAAAUAUUUUCAUAAAUUAUAAUAAAACACGAAUCAAUGUAUGGAUACUUAAUUGAGAUGACGGAAAAUUACAAUUGUUUUAGUUUUUAGUAUAUUAAAAAAUGCGGUCUGUCGCACAGCCCCGUUUUUACCUAGUUUGAUAUAAUAUUUUCGUUGUACUGGCAACGUUGCCCUAGAAAUUAGAAUGACACUUGUGACAAGAUCAACUUACACAACUUAAAAAACACGAUUUUCGGUUAUAAGAGUUGUACCAGUUUUUUUUGACGCGAAGUGUACAACGGCCUCCUUAAUUCAGAUGGACUUAUCCAAGUUUUUUUUUAUGUAUUUUGACCCGUAGAACACGAAUUUUUUGGGUAACAGUUGAUCCGGAUGUCGAUGAGAUUGUUAUAAACAAAGAACUUGAGGAAUUACAUAACA
Messenger RNA from Diabrotica virgifera virgifera (western corn rootworm), 7715 nucleotides. RefSeq names its product rhythmically expressed gene 2 protein (gene Reg-2). Lineage: Eukaryota; Metazoa; Arthropoda; Insecta; Coleoptera; Chrysomelidae. The transcript is spliced from 3 exons. The record is from RefSeq and is a predicted model, not a curated record. The coding region runs from base 214 to 975 and encodes 253 amino acids.